AUGAAAUUGAUUACUUUAAGCGAACUGCGAGGUCGUGCGAGGUGCGUUAGUUUCUGGAAUUUACUUGAACGUUUUUGCUAUUACAUAAAGCGGUAUUUUAUAAUAAGAGUAUCAUUUGAAAAUUUUGAAGAAGUAAGUAUUCUUCCAUAUUUUAUAUAUUUUUAUUUCUGUGAAUAAAUAAAUAUAUAUAUUUAUACAUAUAUUUAUUUUUUCUUCUAUUUCUAUGAUGAUUAUUUACAUUAAUGUUCAUUGUUUUUGUUAAAAAAUUUGUAUAGAAAUUACAUAAUUCAUAUUAUUAUAUAUAUUGAGUUUCAAAGAAAUUUUGUUGUAUAUUAUUUUUUGUGUAUGCUGUUUACUUUACAAUUUUAUAUUGAUAAUCAAAUUUAUUGUUUUUAGAAAGAAUAAACGAAACUAAACAAAAAAUGUAUUUAAUAUUUGUUUUUUUGAAUCUAGAAUGGCUAUAGACAUAUCUCCAAAUAAGGAUAAAGGUGUUCUGAAAGAAAUAAUAAAAAAAGGUGUGGGAGAUGAAACUCCAUCACCUGGAAGUACUGUAACAGUACAUUAUACAGGUACUUUAUUGGAUGGAACAAAAUUUGAUUCGAGCAAAGAUCGUAACGAACCAUUUCAGUUUGAACUUAAAAAAGGAAGUGUAAUUAAAGCAUGGGAUAUAGGAAUAGUUACUAUGAAAAAAGGUGAGAUUGCACUAUUGACAUGUGCUCCUAAAUAUGCAUAUGGGAAAAAUGGUAGCCCACCUAAAAUUCCUCCAGAUGCAACACUUAAGUUUGAGAUUGAAAUGAUUGAUUGGAAAGCAGAAGAUUUAAGUCCCGAAAAAAAUGGAAGUAUUGAAAGAUAUCAAAUUAUACAAGGAAAAGAUUACAUUACUCCACAAGAAGGAGCUCUAGUAAAUAUACAUUUAGUAGGCACAUAUAAUGGGAAAACAUUUGAAGAUAGAGAUGUACAAUUCUCUCUUGGAGAAGGAGAAGAGUGUGGUGUUGUAGAAGGUGCAGAAAAAGCUUUGGAAAGCUUUAAAAGCGGAGAAAAAUCAAAGCUCAAGAUUAAAAGCAAAUAUGCAUUUAAAAACAUUGGAAAAGCUGAAUUUGACAUUCCACCGAAUGCAACUGUAGAAUAUACAGUAGAAUUAAAGAACUUUGAAAAAGCUAUUGAAUCUUGGUCCUUGAAAAAUAAUCAGCAAAUAGAACAAGCUAAAAUCUACAAAGAAAAGGGAACAAAUUAUUUCAAGACAAAUAAAUAUAACUUAGCAAUUAAAAUGUACAAGAAAGUUAUCUCAUUUUUGGAAUAUGAAGGUAAUUUUAAAGGGGAUCUAAAAACAGAAAGAAAUGAUCUUAUUUUAUCAGCGCAUUUAAAUUUGGCAUUAUGUUACUUAAAAAUGGAUCAAAAUGUUGAAGCAAAGGAUUCGUGUAAUGAAGCUUUGAAGCUAAAUCCACAAAAUGAAAAAGCUUUAUUCAGAAGAGGACAAGCAUAUUUUGCACUAGCAUCACCUGAAAUUGCAAUUAAAGAUUUUCAGGAAGUUUUAAAAAUAGAACCAAAAAAUACAGCAGCUGUGAAACAAAUCAGAAUUUGCAAUAAUUUUAUUAAAAAGCAAUUAGCAAAAGAGAAAAAACUAUAUGCAAAUAUGUUUGACAAAUUUGCCCAAGAGGAUAAGCAGAAGGAAGAGGAGAAGCUGCGAGAUCAACCAGAUGUGAUGUGUGGGGCUUUGGGUGAAUGGGGACAGGAAGAACGACCAGGAGGAAGAGAUGCAACUGCUUUUGAAAAGGAGAAUCCUAAUAUACUUAUGCUUAAUGCUAAUGGUACUGAUGAAUUUCAAAAUAUGUAAAAUAUUGACUAUAUCUAUACCCCAUUCCUUAUACUUAUGCCCCAGUUUUAACUGUCAACAGUAUGAAAUUUUGUUAACUAUUGGUUUGUAAUGUGUUUCAAGUACAUUACUUUAAUACCAUCAUACAAAAAUGCAUGUCAUAUAGUUUAUUAAUAUUCUGUGACAUACGAUACAGCCUAGUCAAGAAAUCUCAUAUUUUGUAUAAUUAAAUCAGAACUUUCUUGUUCAUUUUUUAUAGAAAUUUAACAUCACAUAUAUUUAAAUCAUACAAUAAGAAUUAUCAAAUUUAAUUCAAAUUUCCUUUGUAAUAUAAUUGAUAUUUAUUCACAAGCCUGUAUUUAAAAUUAUAAUGUUUAUAUUUAUAUCAUUACACAUUUUCAUUCCAUAUAAUUGUAAUAAUAUGAUAAAAUUUAAUCAUAAUAAUAUAUAAUUCUUGAACAAGUUACAUUCUUGAACUUCAUUUACUUUUAUGUAAAUAAUUUUAUAACGUACGAGUUACUGUAAAAUAAGGUAAGUAAUUAUCAUUUUGAUGUUUUGUAUUACUUAUUAAAAAUUUGUAUUACUUAUUAAAAAUUAAAAAUCAUAAUUUUAAUAUAUUAAUAUAUUAUUUUUUAUAAUAAAACUUUUUCUAAAUUAAAAAUUAAUAGAAAAAUAUAUGUUUAGUAGUGAAAAUUUGUAAAAUUCUUUUUAAAUAUUUAAAUGUAUGUUUUGUUCUUUAAUAAUUAUUACUUAAUAUAUAAUUUUUACAAAAUAUAUAAAUAAUUUUUUAUAUAAGCAAAUAUUUAUGUUCGUUUUUAAAACUUUGAAAUGAAAAUACAUAUAUACAUAUAACCAUAUAUUAAAGAAUUUUUACUAACUCGCUUAGCAACAGUAAUGUUGAUGCAGCAAUAAAGAUUGUGACAAAAAACUGA
Messenger RNA from Heterotrigona itama, 2745 nucleotides. The record is from the annotation of a GenBank genome assembly. NCBI's taxonomy places the organism in Eukaryota, Metazoa, Arthropoda, Insecta, Hymenoptera, Apidae.